CUUCCCCAGGCUCGGCAGAGGAGCGCGGCUGAGUUACGGCAGCGGAGCUGGGCCCGAAAGCAAGCAGGCAGCACACCACAAGCCAUGGUUUUGUGCUGAGCUAGAGGGCCUGGGGAACUGGAGCUCUCCAGCCCGCCCAAAGGAUAUUUCCAAAGGUUUAGCUGAACUUGCCCACCACAAAGAUGGACAGUGAAGUGCAAAGGGACGGCCGAAUCUUGGACUUGAUUGACGACGCGUGGAGGGAAGAUAAAUUGCCGUAUGAGGAUGUGGCCAUCCCGUUGAAUGAGCUUCCUGAACCAGAACAAGACAAUGGUGGCACAACCGAGUCCGUGAAAGAGCAAGAAAUGAAGUGGACAGAUCUGGCUCUCCAGUAUCUGCAUGAAAAUGUCCCCCCCACAGGAAACUAGCCAAUCAGUGAGAUUUCAUGCAGUGAAUGCAUGAAGGCAAUACAAAAAUUGUUUUUCAGCUAACCAUUGCUGUCAUAAGUUUCUCUAAGGAGGAAACAAAGCUUCUGAAAAAGCCUUGUGUUCAAACAACUGUUCUACUCACAGUGACAGAACACAGUUUAAAGUGCAUCUGUAAUCAAUGCGAAACAACUACGGCUAUCUGAAACCUCCGAGCUGGUAUCAGAAUGUUUCUCUUUACUUAUACAAAAUUAUUUCAUAUCUUCUGUUAAUUUGUUUUUAAGUUGGUGCCAAUUCUGAUCUUAAUUGUUUUCUACAUAUGAUCAAAGAAGUAAUUUUUACUGUU
Molecule: messenger RNA, 750 nt
Organism: Dromaius novaehollandiae (emu)
Lineage: Eukaryota; Metazoa; Chordata; Aves; Casuariiformes; Dromaiidae
Gene: ANAPC13
Product: anaphase promoting complex subunit 13
Exons: 3
Coding region: 183-407 (74 amino acids)
Biological process (GO): protein K11-linked ubiquitination
Cellular component (GO): anaphase-promoting complex
Source: RefSeq, a predicted model, not a curated record